Molecule: messenger RNA, 694 nt
Organism: Quercus robur (English oak)
Lineage: Eukaryota; Viridiplantae; Streptophyta; Magnoliopsida; Fagales; Fagaceae
Exons: 1
Coding region: 229-498 (89 amino acids)
Source: RefSeq, a predicted model, not a curated record
AUGGUUUUGGGAUCCAAAUACCAGGGUUUUCUCCCAAACUGCUGGCAAAACUGCCUAUAGUUUUGCACCCAAUAUCUUCUCAUCUGCCACUAUCUUCACACAUUAUAUAAUAAGAUCCCUUUCCUUAUAUUGGGCACCAUCAAAAUUCCAAACCCAAAAUCUAUUUUCCAUCUUCCGAACUCUCAAAUUUCCAUUUGUUUCAUUUCCAAUUUAGAGCAAGAAAGAAGUAUGAGUGCAACAAGUAAAGCUUCUUGGAUGGUGGCAGCAAGUAUUGGUGCAGUUGAGGCUUUGAAAGACCAAGGUGUUUGCAGAUGGAACUAUCCUCUAAGGUCACUUCACCAGCAUGCGAAGAACAAUAUCAGAUCAUACUAUCAAGCCAAGAAACUCUCAGUUCAGUCUUCCUCGGCUAUAUCUAGUAAAGUGAACAACGAGAAGCUAAAGCAGAGUGAAGAGUCUUUGAGAAGAGUCAUGUAUUUGAGUUGUUGGGGUCCUAACUGAUCCCCCCUACACUUCUUGUAAAUAUAUGACCAAGUUUUGAAUCAAUAUAAAUUGCUUCAUCCCAAAUUUUUGUCUGUUAUCCUUAUCCCUACCAAUUUCAUUUUACUAAUGGUCGAUUUAGGACAGCAGUCGGAGCUUAGUAUUCAACUUUUAUAGUUAUUUUUGCCAAGAAUUGUUAAUAUUUGUAUAUUUGUGA